Messenger RNA from Rhagoletis pomonella (apple maggot), 997 nucleotides. RefSeq names its product transmembrane protein 18 (gene Tmem18). The transcript is spliced from 4 exons. The record is from RefSeq and is a predicted model, not a curated record. Bases 70 to 531 code for a protein of 153 amino acids. Gene Ontology annotation, cellular component: nuclear membrane. Lineage: Eukaryota; Metazoa; Arthropoda; Insecta; Diptera; Tephritidae.
ACAUUUUUCAUUCAACCCUCGUGAAUAUCAGGAUUUGUUGAUUAGCUUUUAAAUAAAAAAAUAAUAAUUAUGGUAGAUCCUAAUUUUAUUGAAGUUAAUGAAAUCACAGGAUACUGGACAUAUUUGGCAAGCAUUGAUUGGAAGGAUCCGUGGCUGAUUGGUCUGAUGCUAUUACAUGUAUUGAUUACGGUGACCACUUUGAUGACAAGGAAUAGCAGCAAUUUCCAAGUAGUUCUAUUCUUAAUACUCUUAUCAGCAGCCUACUGCACAGAGAACAUAAAUGAGUAUGCGGCGGCGAGAUGGCAAAGUUUCUCCAAACAGCAGUACUUUGAUAGCAAUGGACUUUUUAUAUCGACAGUCUUUUCAAUGCCGAUUUUGCUGAAUUGUAUGCUUAUAAUUGGCACUUGGAUGUACAACUCCUUUCAGUUAAUGGUUAAGCUAAAGAGAGCACAACUAUUGCAACGAGUCCAGAAUGAAAAGCAAGAACAUAAAGGGGAGCGUACCAACGAGGAACAUGCCAAAUCCGAGUAAAUUAUUUAGGGACAUCUAGCAGUACGAUUUGGAAAAUAUUUAAAGCUUUGGUAUCACACUUCAUAGAACUGGCACUUUCUUGCGGAAUAUUGAAAGGGCCAUCUUUUUUAUGGCCAUGGAAGAAUACAUAUUAGAGAUUUAGUCGCAUGAUUUUUUUGUAGUCAUUUGUACUUAUAUAGAUGUAAAUAUUAAAUAAUGGUGAAAACUUUGGUGUUUUUUUUUUAUAAAAGCUAAAUUCGUUUCCCAACAAAAGGUACUGGAAUCCUAAAAUUUAGAUAACGCGCGAUAAAAAUACUCAGUAGUAGAGAUUUUUAUUAUUUACUUGAACUAGGGAUGUUAAUUUUUCAGCUUUUUUCUAUCACCGCAUUUUCGGGAUAUUGGUUUCACAGUCCCGGGCUCCCGGGAUUUAGAUAUUCAUUACUUUUCAACAACUUAAAUCGAAAAAAUUGCUUCUAUAUUGUUUGAG